AUGAAGAAACGCUGGAUUUCGCUGAUUUGUAUUGUUUUACUGGUGAUAAUCAGUCUGUCGAUUGUGCUUGCAGUUCUGCUUCGAACCGACUCGGUCGAAGCCCAGCAAUCGGGAGUGGGCUGUGUCCCGAGAAACUAUGGCCAUGACAGCUUCGUUUGUGUGUGCAAUGUCACCUACUGUGAUUCCUUUGUCAAUGUGGCACCGGCUAGGGCGGGCAUCGUGACGACCUACCAGAGUGACCGUGAUCUGAAUCGAUUCGCCACUGGACAGUUGCAGUUCAGCAAGAACACCCUCGACGUUGGGGAUGGCAUUGUCGUUACCAUUGAGCGAGACCAAAAGUUUCAAACACUCUUUGGAUUUGGGGGUUCUUUCAGUGAUUCGGCCGGAUUGAACAUCGACAAGUUGCCGGCGAAGCUGGGAAAGAACAUUAUUAAAGAUUACUACGGAGGUAAUGGACUGAAAUAUUCAAUGGGAAGAGUGCCGAUUGGAGGGUCAGACUUUAGUACACGGGCGUACACUUACGAUGAUUCGGAUGUUGAGGAUUUCGACUUGGAAAACUGGAAACUUCAGCCGGAAGAUAUCCAAUAUAAGGUACAAACUCUAAAAGAAGCCACUACAGAAAUUAAACUGGUCGCUUCGCCGUGGUCUCCGCCAGCUUGGAUGAAAACCAACAAUCAACUUAACGGAAAGGGAGAACUGAAGGGCGAUCCCACUGGCAUCUACUACAAAACAUGGGCUGAAUACUUUGUCAAAUUCCUGGACACAUACAAGCAGCAUGACAUUCAGUUUUGGGGAAUCACAGUGCAGAACGAGCCACUUGAUGGAACCAUUGAGAACUUUGCCUUCAAUGCGCUUGGCAUGACCGCUGCCCAACAGAGGGAUUUUGUCUUUCAAACACUGGGCCCCAAAUUAAACGCUUCGGGCUAUGGAAAAGAUAAACUGCAGCUCAUGAUCAUGGAUGACCAGCGAACACUGAUCAAGCACUGGGCAGACACCAUUCUCAGCCGAGAGGAAGCAAAACAAUAUGUCUCGGGCAUCGCUUACCACUGGUACAUGAAUCCGUUUAGUCCACCAGAGCUUCUUGAUGAGAUUCAUGAAAAAUAUCCGGAUUUUUUCCUAAUUUCAAGCGAAGCAUGCAUCGGAUCAAGUCCGUUUGACCGUAACCAAGUGGAAAUGGGCAGUUGGACCAGAGCGGAAAGCUACGCCUAUGACAUCAUCCACGACUUGCAGCACCACACGACGUCCUGGCUAGACUGGAACCUGGCGCUAGACACCACUGGCGGACCGAAUUGGGUUCAAAACAAGGUAGACUCUCCCAUUCUAGUGAACGCCACUGCUCAGGAGUACUACAAGAAUCCAAUGUACUACGCACUGGGGCACUUUACUCGAUUCCUUGAGCCAGGGUCGGUGCGACUGGGCAUCUCACAGAACAAGGAGUCGCUUGAGGUGACCGUCUUCUCUACCCCGUCCAAGUCAACAGUGGCCGUGGUCCUCAAUCGCUACCAGUCGCAGAUUCCACUGCAGAUUAACGACCCCAAGUACGGUGCAAUUCGAACCACAAUGGACGCACAUUCUAUCAAAACGUUUGUUUGGUUUGACUGA
Messenger RNA from Rhagoletis zephyria (snowberry fruit fly), 1602 nucleotides. NCBI's taxonomy places the organism in Eukaryota, Metazoa, Arthropoda, Insecta, Diptera, Tephritidae. The record is from RefSeq and is a predicted model, not a curated record.